GCUCCCGAAGGUGCCGCGCUUCCGAGGAAUGCCAGGCAAAGCCACCUCGGGGACGGCCGAGCCCGAGACCGCGAAGCACGAGGCUGCCGACGUGCCGUGCGUGGCCAAGCGGAUCGUGGUGCACACGGCUUGCACGCCGCUUAGCAGUGCAGCUGGGCCUUUCGAGGCCACCGCGCUGGGCACGCAGCGCGCGGCUGCCAGCCUCGGGUCGGAGCGGCAGGGCGAGGCGGCGGACAUCCCGCACGACCUCACGAGCGCGGAGCUCGCGACGCUGGUGGAGAUCCUCAUGGCGAAUCUCGCCGUGGCCACGGGGGGCAAGGACCGCAGCAAGCGGGACCUGAGGCACGCCGCGGCCGUGGACACCGCCGCGGAGCCCACCCGCGCGGCGGACGCCUCCGAGCCGAAGGAGGGCGAAGCGGAGCCAGGCACGGAUGCGUCCGCAGCGUUGGUCGUGGGGGCACUCGUCAUGGCCGCGGAGCUCGUCGCGAGGCUCAUGGUGGGGCCCGCCGUGCCCCUCGUCAUCGCGGAGUGGGAGCUCGUCGCGGGGCCCGUCAUGGAGCUCGGGGUCGUCGUGGACCGCGCAGCCCUGGUGCUGGAGGGCGUCGCGGGGCUGCCCGUCACGGAGUGGGGGCACGUCGCGUACCCUACCGCCCUGGAGCGGGAGCUGGUCGCCGUGGACCUGCCCGUCACGGUGCUGGAGCUCUAUUCGGGGCUCGUCACGAAGGUGGGGCUUUUCGGGGACCUCGCUAUCCUGGAGCUCGAGCUCGUCGCGGAGCUCAGCAGGGCGCUGGAGCACAUCGGGGACCGCAUCGUCUCGGCGCUGGAGGCCGUCGUGGAGCUGGCCAUCAUGGGACAGGAGCUCUACGUGGGCCUCGUCGGCUCGGGGCUGGAACUCGUGGCGUUCUUGGACGUGGAGCCCGUCGUCGUGGAGGCCGUCCCGGAGCUGGAGCCCGUGGUCGUGGCGCUGGCCGUCAUGGAGCGGGUGCUCGCCGCGGCCCCCGCCACGGAGCGCGUGGGGCCUACCGCAAGGCCACCCUUCAUGGCCAACAUGGUCGUGGCGGAACCCACCAGGGAGAUGGAGCUGGAGCCCGUCGUGGGGCUGGAGCCCGUCGUCCUGCAGCUGGAGCUCGGCGUGGAGCGCGUCGUGGAGCUCGCGGCCACCCUGGAGUUGGAGCCCGCCGUGGAGCUCAUCACGGAGCUCGGGCUCGCCGCGGAGCCGCCCGCCCCAGAGCUGGCCCCCGACGGGCCAUCCACCGAAGACGGCGCCGCGGGACCGUGCGGCGUGGCCGAGGCGAGGGCGCCCGUCAGCACGCCAGCUCGGCGCCUGGACGGGGUCGAGGGAGGCGCGGCGGCGGAGGCAUGCUGCCCAGCCGGCCACCGCCUCAAGAAGGGGCUCCGUGAGUGCGCCGUCUGCCGCACGCUGCUCGCGUCGACCGCGCCUGCUAAG
Prorocentrum cordatum is the source of this 1447-nucleotide messenger RNA. The record is from the annotation of a GenBank genome assembly. Lineage: Eukaryota; Dinophyceae; Prorocentrales; Prorocentraceae.